AUGGCGAUGGCCAAGCAGGCCCCGCUGGGUUCUGCCUGUGGGCACGCUUGCCUGCUCACGGGUUACCACGGCGACGGCCAAGCAGGCGCUGCUGGCCGCAGACACUUCAGAGGCGGCAGAGCAGCGAGGCUUGAUUCGCUACCAGACACACUGGAAGCAUUGAAUCUGUGCCAACUCUGUGCAGUACAUUACUGGGUACAGGAAAGCAAAGAGGGCAGUGUCUCAGCUCUCAAUGACUCUACAGCUCUCUUUGGAUUGAAGGAGUGGUACCUCUCUGCCCAUUCCAGAUGCAAUUGUGAGAGCAUGGCAGUAAAUGCUAUAAGAGAACUCCAUGGAGUAAAGAAGUAUGAAGUGGUUUACCCCAGAAGACUUCAUCCACUGUAUAAACGAGAGGUCAAGAAGCCACAUCAACAGGAAAAAUAUGAAACUGAAUUGAAGUAUAAAAUGACAGUUAACGGGAAAAUGGCAGUGCUUUAUUUGAAAAAAUCCAAGGAUCUCCUGGCACCAGGCUACACGGAAACACAUUAUAAUUCCACAGGAAAGGAGGUCACCUCCAGCCCACAGAUCAUGGAUGACUGUUAUUAUCAAGGACAUAUUAUUAAUGCAAAAAUUUCUGAAGCUAGCAUCAGCACAUGUAGAGGUCUAAGGGGCUACUUCAGUCAGGGAGAUGAAAGGUACUUCAUUGAACCUUUAAGCUCUGCAAAUCAGGAUGAACAGGAGCAUGCACUCUUCAAGCAUGAUCCUGAUGAAAAGAAGGCUCCCAGCACCUGUGGGAUGGAUGACAUGAUAUGGGCACAUACAUCUCGGAAGAAUGUGACCCCACCUGCCACCAGUCUGGUCAAAUUAAGUGACCAUGACCGGAAAGUUUGGGAACAAAAGAAAUACAUAGAAUAUUACUUGGUCCUGGAUAAUGGUGAGUUUAAAAAGUACAAUCAAGAUCCAGAGAAAAUAAGAAAGAGGGUGUUUGAGAUGGCCAAUUACGUCAACAUGGUUUAUAAAAAGCUCAAUACUCAUGUGGCCUUAGUGGGGAUAGAAAUCUGGAAUGAUGAGGAUAAGAUAAAGAUCACCCCAAAUGCAAGCUUCACCUUGGAAAACUUUUCUAAAUGGAGGGGGGAUGUCCUCCUUAGAAGAAAGCGUCAUGAUAUUGCUCAGUUAAUCACGGCAACAGAACUUUCUGGAACAACUGUGGGUCUUGCUUUCAUGUCCACAAUGUGCUCUCCUUACCAUUCUGUUGGCAUCAUUAAGGACCACAGUGACAAUGUGCUUAAAGUUGCAGGGACAAUGGCCCAUGAAAUGGGCCAUAACUUUGGGAUGUUUCAUGACGCCCAUGUUUGCAAGUGCCCUGCUACAAUCUGUGUGAUGAACAAUGCACUAAGCUUCCAUAUACCUACAGACUUCAGUUCCUGCAGCCGUGUCAGCUAUGCCAACUUUUUUGAAGAUAAAUUAUCAAAUUGCCUCUUUAAUAUUCCGUUACCUACAGAUAUCAUAUCCAACCCAAUCUGUGGGAAUCAGUUGGUAGAAAUGGGAGAGGACUGUGAUUGUGGGACUUCCGAGGAAUGCACCAACAUCUGCUGUGACGCUAAAACAUGUAAAAUCAAGGCAGGUUUUCAAUGUGCGUUAGGAGAAUGCUGUGAAAAGUGCCAGUUUAAAAAGGUUGGUACAGUGUGCAGACCAGCAAAAGAUGAGUGUGACCUGCUGGAAAUGUGUGAUGGUAAAUCUGGUAUUUGCCCUGCUGACCGAUUCCAAGUCAAUGGCUUCCCUUGCCAGGAUGGGAAGGGCUACUGCUUCAUGGGGAUGUGCCCCACGCUGCAGGAGCAGUGCACCGAGCUCUGGGGAGCAGGAACUGAGGUUGCAGAUAAGUCAUGCUACAGGAAGAAUGAAGGUAUUUCAAAGUAUGGGUACUGCCGCAAAGUGAACAAUACACGUAUUCCCUGUAAAGCAAAUGAUGCCAUAUGUGGGAAGUUGUUCUGUCAAGGUGGGUCAGAUAAUUUGCCCUGGAAAGGACGUAUAGUAACUUUCCUGACAUGUAAAACAUUUGAUCCUGAAGACAGCAGUGAAGAAAUAGGCAUGGUAGCCAAUGGAACUAAGUGUGGAAAUAAGAAGGUUUGCAUUAAUGCAGAAUGUGUAGAUAUCGAGAGGGCCUACAAAUCGACCAAUUGCUCAUCUAAGUGCAAAGGACAUGCUGUGUGUGACCAUGAGCUCCAGUGUCAGUGUAAAGAGGGCUGGGUCCCUCCUGACUGUGAUGACUCCUCUGUCGUCUUCCACGUCUCCAUUGUGGUUGGGGUGCUGUUUCCUGUGGCUGUCAUAUUUGUGGUGUGUGCUAUAGUAUUCAGGCAUCAAAGCACCAGAGGAAAGCAAAAGAAAGUCCAGAGGUCACAGUCUGACCUUGGCACCAGGCCAUGCAGAGAGAAGAGGAAACCACAGACAAUGAAGGCUCUUCAUUGCAAAGAGAAAAGUCAGAUGAAGCUUCAUGCCCUUGACCUGCCAGUGGAUGGCAGUGAGCCUCCAGCUUCUUUUCUAAUUACAAAGCCAGAUUUUCCACCACCUCCGAUUCCUACUUCUGUGUCAUCUUCUUCCUUCCUUGUACUACAUGAAGAAACAAAGGUCCUUUCCUCUACUGUUUUCAAGGAUAAGCCAAUGUCUAUGCCUAAGGGCUCCAAUCCAAAUGUCUGAAGCAACAGCUAAGCAAGGAUUGGUGGGUAAAUGAUCAACUUGAAUGAUGGGACAAUCUGGAUAGAAGAGAAAUAUAUGGGCUAUCUAACUACUAUUUGCUCUUGAUACCCAAAGAGGUUAACAUUUCUUGAUUCAUGUUAUACUUUGAAGAGAUGAAAUAAAAUGUUU
This is a messenger RNA of Myotis brandtii (Brandt's bat), 2841 nucleotides long. RefSeq names its product ADAM metallopeptidase domain 28 (gene ADAM28). The transcript has 25 exons. Lineage: Eukaryota; Metazoa; Chordata; Mammalia; Chiroptera; Vespertilionidae. Gene Ontology annotation, biological process: proteolysis. Bases 1 to 2673 code for a protein of 890 amino acids. Gene Ontology annotation, cellular component: plasma membrane. The record is from RefSeq and is a predicted model, not a curated record. Gene Ontology annotation, molecular function: metalloendopeptidase activity.